Messenger RNA from Lytechinus variegatus (green sea urchin), 1881 nucleotides. Its product is annotated as allatostatin-A receptor-like. Gene Ontology annotation, cellular component: membrane. The record is from RefSeq and is a predicted model, not a curated record. Gene Ontology annotation, biological process: G protein-coupled receptor signaling pathway. Gene Ontology annotation, molecular function: G protein-coupled receptor activity. NCBI's taxonomy places the organism in Eukaryota, Metazoa, Echinodermata, Echinoidea, Temnopleuroida, Toxopneustidae. The transcript has a single exon. The coding region runs from base 5 to 1459 and encodes 484 amino acids.
AAACAUGGCAAGUGGAAAUAUUACCUACACCUUUUUCGACUCUUUCUUAGUCAUAGUAUGGCUGUUGAUCCUUCCAUCUUGUGUACAUGAUAGCACAAUGGCAUCCUCGACAGGACCUACAGCCACAGAAUCUCCGACAGGAUCUGAUUUCCCAUUUGCUAAUAAUACAUUUAUGACGUCCCGAGAUCUGACUUCAGCAGCGACAUCUAGAAACGUUGGUGAUCAUACCAGCACGUCACCAAGUAACUCACCUGGAACAGAUGGAUCAACAAACCCUUCGUCUACCGAGCCAACCAGGAGUUCAUCGGUGGAGCCUCGGAACAAAUCCGAUGCGACCUACCCUACAAGCCUUGAUCAGACAGAAGAAGGGACUGGGCAUUCUGCUCCUGAAGACAUCAUCGCAGAUAUCAGUUCAGUAUCACCUGUGUUGGCGGAUGGGAAUGAAACACUGUCAGGUUGGCAUUGGUAUGGCAUGGAGUGGCCUUGGUAUCUGAUCAUUCAGGCCAUUUCAGGAGUUGUAGGAAUUGUUGGCAAUCUCCUUGUCAUUCUGGUGCUCUUUCAGAGAAGGUCCGCUGGUCGAUCAACCGACACUUUAAUCGGGGGACUGGCGUGGGCAGACUUUCUGACAUCCAUCUUCAUAAUCCCAAUUCCCAAUGAGCAGAGAAUCCCUGCAACAUGGUUGGGUGAUAUGUACUGCAAGCUCAUUCACACUUCCUACUUCUUAUGGGUCAGUGUUAAUGCUUCUACCUACAUUCUCAUGGCAAUAUCCAUCGAACGCUUCAUCGCCAUUUCUUACCCAAUAUAUUUCAACCGGGUCCUCACAAAGAGUCGUAUCCAGUUUGUCAUUUUAAUCAUCUGGCUCUUAUCAGUUUUGUCUACUAUCUUCGCUUUCUUUGUGGAGUUUAUAGACCCUACAACCAAAAGGUGCAUGUUCAGAUUUCCUUCUCCAGAAAGCCAGGUCAUCAUCGGCUACUACUGGUUUUUCCUCCGUAUGGUCAUCCCGAUGCUUACAAUGCUAAUCACGCAGACCUUGAUAGCAAGGGAGCUCCACCGUCAGUCCAUCCGGUUCAAGAGCGACAAGGACAGUUCCACAACCAAGACGGUUCAUCUGGUGGCUAGGAACCGUGUCCUGAAGAUGAUGUUUGAAGUCAUCAUCAUCUACAUCAUCUGCUGGGCUCCUAACCUAAUAGCUUACAUGGGUACCGUCAUGGGCUUUGUCCCACCAUCGUACAUUGGUUCUCCUCUUCACCAUACCCUGACAGUCCUAGGGUUCUGUAACUCUUGUGCCAAUCCGUUCAUCUACACCGUCCGUCAUCCCCAGUUCCGAGAGGCUCUCAAGGGUAUGCUCACCUGUGUCAGGGGUGGAACUUCGCCCCUCUUUGAACAGAAGAUGGAAUCGAGCUACGCAUCUCGCACAUACGGACCAGGAGAUCAAACAGACGUGGACAAAGAGGUGUAGACGGAGUGAAACGACAUGCUCCUGCGACAUCUGCUCCGGUCUUAGUAUCCAAGAGGAAUAUCCUCAGAAUGAUGUAAAGAUUAGGAUUUAUUUAUUUUGGAGGUUAGGUUUUAUAUUUGGCCUUACGUGCAGAUUUUCCACCGGACCGAUUGUCGCCGGAGCAAUUGUCAUGGAACCGUGUAGACGGUGGCACCGGAAACUGAUUCUGAUGCGGCAAAGGUUUGGAGGGGCGGAGAUCACUGGUCGGCAUGUGCCGGCACCACUGGGUGGGGGUGUUCGGAACCUGGUCCCAUUAAUAUCAUGAAAAGUUUUCAACAAUGACUGUCAGUAAAACCAAGAGUUUUAAUUAGACUAUAGAAGCACUGAUCUCUUACCGUAUCUGUUACAUAAUCCUGAGUUUUUGCGUUUACUACGGGGAAACU